Molecule: messenger RNA, 11116 nt
Organism: Pelobates cultripes (western spadefoot toad)
Lineage: Eukaryota; Metazoa; Chordata; Amphibia; Anura; Pelobatidae
Source: the annotation of a GenBank genome assembly
UCGUUAUUUUAAUUAUUCGAUUUAAUAAUCUAAGCAUCACCUGAGGGAUCGCUGCUCGGAGCGGGUUAUUGGGAGCAGCCACGUCCUGGAGAGAGAGAGACGCCAGGGACCUACAGUAAGUGAGGGGUUUAAUACCGGGGGAGAGGGGGAGCUCAGCGACUAGAGCAAAAUAUCAUCUUACAACUGCCCAUAUAGAACCUUUAGUUUAUCUUUAUUAUAUAUAUAUAUUUUUGUGAUGGAGCUAGGGGUGUAAUUAAUGGAGGGAAGGGGAGAAAGCCUCUUGUAAUUGGCUGCACAAAGUAAUGGCGGCUGCUUGAUUCAAUUAAGUUUUGGUAUUUCUUCACAAUAUAUUACUUGAAUUAACUGAUAUAUGUUAUAUAUAAAACCGUUUAGUUAUAUAUAUAUAUAUAUAUAUAUAAUAUGCACUUUAUUUGCUUUCAGCUGCAUUGUUUCCUUGAAUAUGAGGCUAUAUAUAUAUAUAUAUAUCCUAUGUAUUACUGUAUUCCUGUCUAUAAGCUGGCAUGAUGUGGUGUUUUGGGUGAGCUGUACAAUUUGCCCUGCUUUCAUUUUUGGAUGUGGGGGUGAGUAUCACUGGGGUAGUGAUUUGUGAGCCCUGCUGCGGGUAUGGGGCACAUGCAGUACCAUAUGGCAUAAUUAUAUACCCAUGGCAGCAGUGCCAGGGCUGUAUACAGGGAUAAUGUGCCCUUGCCCAAUCUAAGCAUGCUGGAUUUAUUUCCAGUUCAUGAAAAUUUUGUAUCGAUUAUAGCGGCUCACCCGCCAAAACUUUCCCUCCUGCUCCUCCAUAUUGUGAGGGGGAUGGGUGGCUGCCGUCUUGUACCGUCUUAAUAAGUUUAAAUUAAAACCCACGGAUAUUCAUUAUUGCUUUACUAGACCCAGAUCCCUAAUUAUACAGGUCUGUCACCCUAAACUAUUGGGUGAGGAGUAAAGCAGCAGUUUUUACCUCCAAGAGUGCUGACUGAUGAUGGCGCUUUUUUUUACCCCCCCAGCUUGUACUAUCUCAAUAUUUUGCCUCGUUCAUUUUAACAUAUGAAAACAAAUCUUUGUUGGUGUUUUCUCUGUUGGUCCUCAUGCUAUUUUUAAGGCUUUAUUUUGUGGCGGGGGUAAUUUUAAAUUAAUGGCCUUAGCUCCAGCCAACUGGAUGGAGGGAAUUUAUUUGCUCAGUGUAUGCCUGCUGUAUAGCAAGUAUAAAAGGCUUAAACCUUCACAAAUUUAAAGGCAGACUGUGUUUUAAUUAUUCAGAAUUGGUAGUGUUUUGGCUUGUGGAUUUUUGUUCUAUAUACAUUAGGGUAAUAUUUUAAAUGCUGAUUUUUUUUUUUUUUUUGUAUAUGCAUAUUUUUGCAUGUACUGUGUUUAAAAAUGAUUUCAUUCUUUUUUUUUAGUUUUUAACACAUAGAACAUGUACACUUCCACAGGGGAAUUGCAUUGUUUUUUUUGUUUUUGUUUUUUUUUUACUGACGAAGGGCCACUAAUGUGCAUGUGUAGCAAGUGCAGCACAGGCAUUGGGCCCUCCCCAUAGGAAAGCAUUGCAUUUAUCCAUCCCGUGUCGCCGAAGGCGUUAAAACCCCCUUCAGCUACUUACCUGAAUCUAGUGCCGAUGUCCCUCGGUGCUGGGUCAGGAGACGUAAUGCACAUGGGCAGCAAUGGCUGUGCAUGCGUAUUAGACCUCCCCAUAGGAAAGCAUUAUUUGAUGCUUUCCUGUGAGGAAAAUCUGCCUCUUAAAGGUCCGUGAGGAGGAGUGAGAUGCGCUGAAGUGGUCUGGGUGUCUAUAGUGGACCAAAAGUCAGUUGAAAACAAGGAAGUGCCUCCAAUGGAUGCAGACUACUGCUGCAACGUAAACGUUGCAGUUUCUCUAAAACCGCAAUGUUACAUUGCAGCACGAAGAGCAAUACACUAUAGACCAAGCAUGUCAAAGUCUAGCAAGGGCCAAAUAAACAAGGUUUUAGUUUGUGUGCCGCAAAAAUAAAAACCUUACAUUUUCAUAGAAACGUAGGUUUAUUUUGAAAAAUAUAGUAUAAAAAAAAAAAAGCAUCUACCUCUACUAAAUCCUAGCACCCCAGCAACCCCCUCUAGCCAACAAGCAGACUGUAACGGCACCCUCAGCAUAAAAGGGUAAAACCGCCGUUUAGAAGAUCUUCCCCUUCCAGAGACACAGGCACAGCUACUGCAGAACACCAAUCCGCUGAACAGGAAACCAUAUGAAUGCCGUAAACAGCCGAAUAGGAAAAACCAUACGAAUAGGUUUACACUCCUGGCAGUCAAACUGGAACAGCAUACAAUAAAUCCCACCAAGAACGAGACAAGGCUCCGUGUUGAGGGUCAAGCAGUGAACAGACAGAGCUGUGGGUUUAUUGUUCUUAUAUGCACAUUAGUACCACCCACAGGGUUUUGGAACACAACCAAUAUACACAUACAAUACACUCAGACACGCCCACACAAAAUCCUCCCCUCUACCUGUGAUACAAUUACCUUACACAAUGGGUAAUGUAAUUAUAACAAGCAGAGAAAUACAAUUUUUCCACAUUAUUCAUAACUUGAAAAGUAUGCAUCACAUUCACAUAUAACUUACAUUUUCAGAAUCAGCAUACUCCAAAUACAAACAUACGUCAAAAUCAUAAAAAUUGGUCCAGUGGUUCAAAAGAUAGAUCGUAGUCCUUUGUGACCAAAGGAAGCAUGGCUUUUCUGCCCAAAACCAGUUCCACAGAGUCUUCUAUCCUGGAGAUAAUUGGGAAGUAAUCCAAUUAUCUCCAAGGACAGAGGCAAAACUCCAUUGAACACAUGGCAGCAAAAGACAAUAAAACACAUAAAAACAUAUAACUGUGCAGCCAUUGCACAAAACAGGUACAUUCAACAUAUCCCCAGAUAGCUCAGAUCUGAGCGCACAUUAUUACUGAAUGGCGCUCAGAGCACACACAUACAGUUCAAUUGCCAUGGAGCCAAAGUCUUUCCCAUAGUCUUUCAUUAUACGAAUGGGCUCCAUGGCAUAGCUAUCUGGGGUAUCACCGCUCAAACAUGGCAAGCUCCAAAUGACCCGGCUUUCAUGUCAUUGUAGGGGAAAAUCCAGCGUUUUAACAUGGGGCCAUAGUCUAAAGGCAACAGGCGGGCAACCAGGCUUCUCCAAUGCAAUGUGGCGAGAUUGGUCUCGUCACACAGACUCUACUCACAUUGUUACUGCCAGAAUCAGACUCCAGAGUCCAACCUCUGGUAUACCCCAAAUGGCGCCGUCUGCACCCUGUGCCAAAGCGGAUCCUCCCGCUACUUCUUAAAACCCUAUCAAGGUGGAGUACGUCAACGUCACAUUGGAAUGUGACAUGGCGUUGCAUGUCUCCGUGUACUCUCACUGACCGUGUACUCUCACUGACCGUGUACUCUCACUGACCGUGUACUCUCACUGACCGUGUACUCUCACUGACCGUGUACUCUCACUGACCGUGUACUCUCACUGACCGUGUACUCUCACUGACCGUGUACUCUCUCUCACAUUUGCACAUUCUUGCACACACUCACAUUAUUGUAUUUAUCCCCAGGAUCCAGUGGGAGCUCAGCCUUUCUGCUCCUCACUGCUCCCUCGCACGCAGUUUAGUGAUGCUGGGUGCUGAAAUAUGUCAUAUUCCGGCAUCACUACAGAGGGCGUGAGGUGCAGGAACACUGAGCUCCUUCUUAACAUCCAUCUACUCUCCUCCCCGGCCAGGUAAAUGUUAGCAGAGUAGGCACCUGCAAUGUGGAGAAAGCAGGUGCCUACCCUGCUUGGAACACGAAGCAUGUACUUGCGGCUCGCCAGGCCGCAAAGAUGUCCAUUGUUGGCCGCAUGCAGGCAGCGAGUUUGACAUGCAUGCUAUAGAUACACAGACCACUUCAGCUCAUUGAAGUGGUCUGGGUGCAGUGGGAUGAACUAAAGUGGUCUGGGUGUCCAUCGUGUCCCUUUUGAAUCAACAUCUAAUGGCUGUUGUUCUGACAGCCACUAGAGGUGUUUCUGUGGCAAUGACAGUAAAAUUUGGUCACAUGACACGAAAGCACACAUAGGAAUGCAUUAAUUCUCUGAGGAGCAUUGGUUUGGACGAUUAUGGAAGAUGCCAUGUCUCCUUCACAAUGUUGUGGAAGGAUUAGGUAAGCAGUGCCUAAGGAGCCUCGGAACUGGAAAAGGUAAAUAAAAAAUCGUAGCCUCUUUCUUGGUCCUGUCGGGUGCUAGCUUGCCAAGCAAUUAAUCAAUCUUUUUUUUAUUCCUUCAAGCCACUUAAAUUGUUUUACAAACUGAUUGGAUUGGCAAGAAAAGUGCAAUACAAAGAGCUCUAGUGGUUGUUCUCAGGAUUUUAUCUCACAAAAAAAGGAACAAUAUGUAAAUCUGCUUUAUUGUCUGCAGUUUACAAUGUGUAAUUUUAUUAUGAUUAAUGGCUGACAAUAUAUUCUUUUUUUUUUUUUUUUCCAGAUAGGUUAAUAACAAUUUGCAUCACGUGUAACAAAAUGAAGUGUGGUUUUAAAAGUAAUCAAACGCCAACAAAGAUGUCUCCAAACAAAAUAAAUGCAGCUAACGCUAAAUUGGAAGCCAGUCCACUGAAGCAUGAACAAGACUCUUGUAAAAAAUGUGAACAAUCACAAGGUUCCCAACCAGACAGUCCCCUUAAAAAAGUAUCUCCAAGACGUUUGGACUUUGCUACAGAAAACAAACCUCUCUACAACAAAGAGAAUCAUUUGCAGAGGUUUAAAGAAGUUGAAACACAAAAUCUAGAAUUAAGUGAUUUACAAGACAGUGGUUACUCUUCCAUAUUACAUGACUCUCCAUACCAAAAUGACGAGGAUAUUAACUUCUUGAUUCCUCCAGUGUGCGAGACACCAAAGCUCUCUUCACUACACAAAACAACUGUACAAGCCACAUCUGCAAGUCUAUUUCCAGUUAUUCACUUUGAGGAAGUGGUUUGUUCCACGUUAAAGAAAAGUUCAAAAAGAAGUCCAAAAAUAGAUUGGAAUCUUAUUGAUGAAGUAGUCUCAAGAGGAAACUUUGGGCUUGAGAACCUAAUUGGUAAAAAUAUGGGUUUGGAUCAAAUGGAUAUUCUUGGAGAACUUUUUAGGAGAGACUUUAAACAUAUACUUGCCAAAAUUCUAAGGCAUCUCGGUGCAAUUGACUUAAUAAAGUAAGUAUUUAGUCAUUACACAUUUAUUUUGUAACUCUUAAAUACAAAGAACAAUUAGGUAACAUGCACUUAUGAAGGUUGUCACUUUGAUGGAAUUGGACUUUCAAUAAUAGUCCAUAAUGUACAGUUUAAAAUAUUUUGAUGCAAAAACUUGUAUACUUGGGGAUACCACUCAAUUGUCUGGAGAGCAAUUCAUACAAGCACAGCUUGAAUACUUGUUUCUCUGCAUUCUCAAUCAUCACAGGCACAGUACACAUCUGGACUAGGAUGCAGUAGCAUAAAAUGGGGAGACCUUGUACUUUUUUGAAUUCUAGAAUUAACCUUUGUAAUAUUAUACUUCAAUGUACAGUCAGCACUAUAUCCAGUACAACCUGGUGGCCAUCAUGUAUCGGUAGAGUGGUUAACCGCUACUCUAACUCUAUGGCUAUGGUGCAAAUUGUAUCUUAAUGGCUUAAUAAAAAACUUGGCGGUCUUUUCCACCACUUCCUGCUAACCUACAUCUAUCGCUUUAUCAUGGCCUAAAUUGGGACAUCAGAUUCCUCCUAUGCAACACAGAAGUGUAAUGUCUUGGAAAUUGCCAUACAUGUGUUGCAUCAUAACUAACAAAAUGCUGUAAUGGUGCUUAGUGUCCCUUAACAUUUGCCUCUCAUUUGCAGCAUAACUAAAGUGUAAAGGUUAAAAAAAAAACAAAAACCAUUCUUUUAAAACCAGAACUACAUCUUACAGGAAAACUAGAAUGCCCUUCGGCGCUGGUUCAUGCUCUGUCUCCGCUCCUCCCCUGUCGACAUCAGCUGGCAGAGUAUUUUGCCACACAUGUGCAAUAGCCUCUGAACGCUUUCCUAUGGGAAACCAUUGGAUUUGCUAAGAUUCAAGUUUGAUCUCCACCAAGGAGCGGCGGGGGAGGGGCUGUGACGAGAUCCAUAUGGUGCUGUAAGAAAGGCGAGUAAACUUGCCUUUUACUUUAAAAACAGCUGAAAUGGAACAAGAUGGCGCUAUAGUCUAAUUGAAAGUGCAAGUGCUCAUAAAUAAUUAGUGUCACCAUUAGGCAUGCAGCAAACUAAAUAAACCCUGGUAAAAAGAUCCUAGAUAAAUACUUGAUAAAUUGGUGAACAAACUAUUUAAAUAUUCUAUAUACAGUUCACAAUCUAGAACGUAUAUCAUAAAAUAGAAACUGUGUAUAAGAGAUCACUAAAAUACACACAGGUGUGUAGCACAAUCGCCAACGUGUGAAUUGGCAAAACCUAUAGAUAUACUUGCACAAACUAAAUAUAUUCUUUCAUAAAUCUGCACAAGAUAAAAGUAUGGAGAACAUAGUGCAAUAUUGUAAUACAUUAAAAGAUAAUAAAGACUUUUUUUUUUUUUUUUAAAUGCAACUCACAAACAUGGCGUUAUAGUGAUUAUCUAAAUCACUCACCACCAGCUGAUAACCAUGUUUCCAAAACUUUAUUCAAACUUAACUCUUCUGUCUUCUUGGAUCCACUGAUAUUCACACUGAUAGCUGUAGCUCACAGUUUACCGGGUUCGGCAUGCAGCAUUUUUCUCCCCGCGUCCUGGUGCUUUGUCAAGCUUAAGGUGGUUCCUCCCACUGCAGUCAGUUUUAUAGCGAUCCAAAUCAUUAGGUCUUUAAUAUCUUUGGAUAUAAAGUCUGUGGGUUAUUCUUAAGAGACAUUAUUAAAUUGGUUUUAAGUAGAUUUUGAAAUUAUAAUUAUCCAGUUAGUAAAAUACACAUGUAAACUAGAUAAGGAAAGUGUUAGAAGAGGAAAUGAAUCCGUAACCUUCAUUAUCUGAAAGGACAAAAAGGAAAGAUUGUCUAAACAACUCUCAAUAUUCAGACCAAAAAUGAGGGAGGGAUUUAUAGGAAUCACUAUUAAAAGAGAAGGUAUUCCAUAUAACUUAAAAUUACUUAUCAAAAAAAGGAUAGCCUAAAUCACAUUAAAGGACCACUAUAGUGCCAGGAAAACACUGGUUUUCCUGGCACUCUAGGGUCUCUAGGUCCCCUCCACCCUAAGGGUCACCCUCCCGCUGGGCUGUAGGGGGUGGAUGGGGUUAAAUCUUUUUUCCAGUGCCGGUUACCUCGGUGGUGGGGACUCUCCUCCUUUUCCUGUCUUUGGCUGAAUGCGCAUGCGCGGCACGAGCCGUGCGCAUUCAGCCUGUCCAUAGGAAAGCAUUCUCAAUGCUCUCCUAUAGACGCUGGCGUCUUCUCACUGUGAAAUUCACAGUGAGAAGCGAGGAAGCGCCUCUAGCGGCUGUCAAUGGGAGAGACUGGAUUAACCCUAAUGUAACUCACUCCGGCACUCAGCAGAAAGGGUUAAUUCUAGAUGGACCUGGCACACAGACCACUUCAUUAAGCUGAAGUGGUGUGGGUGCCUAUAGUGGUCCUUUAAUAAAACAUAAAAUUCAGUGUAAUAUAACCUCUAUAAAAUAAAACUUCUAAGUAUAAUUAUAUCAUUAUCAUAUAUGCAAAUAAAAUAUGACCAGCAAAGAGCCAGGAUAGAAGAGAAAAAAAAAUACUAACUAAAAAAGGGAGGAUUGUUUAAGCCACUCACAAAAGAAUACCAUUAAAAAAAAAAUUACAUAAUAUAAAACUAUUCAAUGCAAUAAAAUAUAGCAAAGCUAUCUAAAAAGAGAAUGAGAAGCCAAAAUGGCAUCCCUGAUCACACACGCACACACACACUACCUUGCUGACAGUGGUGCCAGAUACCUAGAUAGCUCUAGUAGAACUAUACUGUCAGGAAUGCAUGUUUGUAUUCCUGAUACUAUAGUGUUCCUUUAAAUAGUUUUCAUUUUUUCUUCUCCAUAUAUCUGUUUGCUAGUAAAUCUGCUUGCACAAUGUAUAGAUACACUUUCAUGCUCUUUCCAAAGAACAUAAGUAGUUUGGGGUCUGAGUCCCCUUUAAACCUGUGAGCAGGUGAUUAGCCGCUGCAUCAUAUUGUAUUAACAUGCUAAGUUGCUCAUUCCUUCUUAUGAAUGCUCCCGUUGCUCUUCCUCAUUUAAAAGGUAGAAGAUGGCAGUAAUGAUGUUUGGCAAAUCAGACGUGCUUAGCUUGUCCAUGAAAAUGAAAAAAAACAAAAUAACUCUAACGUGAUUGUCUGGUUGUAUGCGGAAUUCUCAGUACUGCAUUUAUUGAAUUAAACUUUUAUGCUUGGAAAUGCUUUAGCUAUACUGUAAAAAUAAAAAUUCACUAAGCAGUAUGUCCUUUUUAUUUACAGUGUCAUUAGUGUGAGUACAACAUGGAAAAAAAUCUUGCACAGAGACAGCAUGGCUUACAGCACUUAUAAAGCAGCAUGGAAGGAACUUUGUGUAAGAGUUUGAAUUUUUUUUUCAAAAUGUUAUCUGGCUGCACUGAAUGUAACACUUGUGCAUUGUUAUAUUCCUUCCAGGGCGUGUUGGGAAACUGGAGGGGCUGGCUACGUAAAAUAUAAUAUUUAGGUUCACUUUCCACUCUGCAAUGACUAGUGGACAAAUUGAUCUGUAUUUAAUGCAUUAAAAUAUAUUUACAAAACAUGAAUUAAAAAAAAAAAAAUAAAUACAGCUACUGGCUACCCAGUACUAAGUAUUUCCAUCUGUCUUAGUGUCAGUGUGGGUGUUUGUUUUUGUUAUAAGAUGGAUACCAUUGGAGCCCACCCAUUCCUUCUAAAAAUAUAUUGAGUUUGUGUAGUAAUUAAAAUGCUCUAAUGCAGUCGGUAGCUGCCUCUAUCAGUCAUUCUGUUUUAGUGUCAUUGCAGUUACUUAGGCUCCAGAUUGUACCAGCUGUAGCAUAUUCUCAAAAUGUUAGAUUUUGACUAAAUGUAUUGUAUUUUUUUCCCCCCUCAAAUCAGGAAAAAGAAGCAAAAUUUAGCGUGCAUACAGCAACACGUGAUUCUUCUCUUGGCCGUUUACCUCUUGCUUCAGUUCAAAAAAUAGCUAGUGCUUCUUGCUGUAUUAAGUCUACGAAAAAAUCAAGCAAGAAAUGCAAAGAUGCAGAGUCUUCAAACCGCAGACAUGCAGAAUUCAGUGAGGUAAGACCUCUAUCUGAUUUUCAUUUGUAGAGGCAGGCCAAUGCAUACUUGUAGUUCAGUAUUUGGUGCUGAUUCCAAGGUUAGCUUCCUGCAUUUCCAGUAAGCUUCCGAAGUGUGUUCUCACCACAUUCCAAGUAGAAUUAAAAAAAAUAAAUGCAAAAUCUCAUUUUGCAUAAGAGAUUUACCAAACCAUACAGAAAAUUCUAACCACUGGCACACUCCCAAGGGAAGUAAUCAAAAUGUUUGAGAAAAGUUUGACAACCUUCCUGGACCCACUGGAUGCUUCUACAAGGAUCUCCUGUUGCUUCCAAUGAGCUAUGCACUGCGGUGGAGGGCCAGCUCACUGGCUGAGUACUAUGAGCCAAACUCUCAAACUGCUUGGCUUUUUUCCAUGGGAUGGUGCCAGGCAUCCUAACCGCUACAGCAGAAUUUGAUCACUUUUGGGGAGUAAUCUACUAAAGCUCAUUGUUAGGGUUAGAAAUAGCAUUUGGCACUGAUCAUUAUGGUGAGAAAGGUCAUGUCACUUUACCAAAUAACAUCUCUGGGAAGAAAACGGACAUAUCAAAAUAGAGUACUCUCUAAUACUGUGAGCUCCCCAAGAUACACAUGUGGGGUAUUGCCUAGUUCUCUGUAAUUCAACUUAAGGCCAUGUGUCUUAUUUCAAAGACCUCUUCUUAUGAGGCUGGAGUUGUAACAGUUACCACUUAAUUUGCCAGAAAUUAACAGGUGAAAAGUUUAAAUAAGGGAAUCCAUUUACUUAUUUUUGUAUAGAUAGUUUUCUAAAAAUGAAACAGUUGACACUUAUUUUCCUUUAAUUAUAUAUCUAUGCUAAAGGAGCACUCCAGACCACUAAAGCACUUUAGUUUGGUGAAAAGGUUUAUGUGAAUUAUUUUUUUAUUUUGUUUUUUUGGGAAAAAGUUCAGCUUUUAAUAGAAAUUUACACUUUUUAAUGCUGGCUAUGCCAAUCUGGCUUUUCAAGCAGGCAACUGAUCCUGUUACUUCCUGGUUUGGUUAGCUUAAUUGCACUGAACUCAAGAGGCAGCAAUUGCCCAAAGCACCUGCCUUGCAAAAACUGCUCAUUGAGAAGCAAUGGGAAGUAUGUGUUAGGACUACCAUAGAAAGUCAGGACUGGGUUAGAGAAGGGCUUGUAAAGGCAGCAGACAAGAGAUCUACAGUUUUUGCAAGAUGCUUUUGGUUAAAACUCCAAUUUAAAAAUGGAUAAUUGCAUGCAUGUAUUCAUUUAGGGUAUAUCUACUAAACAGUGACAUUUAUUUUGUUUUUGGGCAGUGGAGUGUCACUUUAAUGUUGUGUAUACAUGUAGAGAGUAUUUGAAGAAAGCGCUACCCCUCCUUUAAAAGUGUGUAUUUCUUUGGUUGCAUUUCAUAGGAAAGUACAGUGGAACAAACUUACGGCAAAAAGACCUCACAAACACAUGGGAUUUCUAAAAAAUAAAAAAAACAUUAUGGGGAUACAUUCGUUUUUUUCACAAACAACAAUUUGAGAUCGUUGUUGCAGUGCUUUUUUUAAUCAAACUUUCUUUUCCUUUGAUCACAGAUUGCAAAAACCCUGAAAAAUGACCAGAGCCUUAAAGUGUGUAGAGACUGUGGAUCUCCUGCCAAAUAUGACUCUUAUCUUCAUAGAGCCAUUUGCACUAGAGAAAGCUGUAAAAGUGACUUUUGCACACUCUGUCUCUGUGACUACCACUUUUCUAAAAGCUGCACAAGUAACAAACCUCAGGCACAUCGAUAUUUAUCAGGACCUCUUCCUGGGAGUAAAAAGAGCAAACAGAACUUAAGGAGGCUUUAAAUGUUCUUAAAGAAUGGACUCCUAUUAACAUCCCAGUAGAAAUGGGGGGAAAAGACUAAAUGAAAUAUAAUUUUAUAUUUAUUUUUCCUUUUGGACAUGAAAAUACUCAUUCAACUUUUUAUAUAUAUUUCAAAAUUUAUUUAUUUAUAUUUUCGUUGGUACUGU